AUGGCACCCUCAAUUCAGCAAUUCGUUUCCAACUUCGAUGGCCUUGAUGGCCUGAAGAAAGUCGAUGCACCGAUGCCCUCUCCCGGACAGGGAGAGGUCCUAGUGCAAAUCAAAACCGUAUCCCUAAACUACCGUGACAUGGAAGUAAUAUGCGGCGAGUACACCCAUCACCAAUCCAUCAAUCAGGGCUCCACCAUUGUCCCCUGCUCGGACAUGUGCGGCAUAAUCCAAAGCGUGGGAAGUGGUACUACGAAGUGGAAAGUCGGAGACCGCGUGCUUUCAACCUUCAUACCAGACCAUCAAACUGGUCUGCUCAGUGAAAAAGCACUUUCCAGCGGCCUUGGACUCCCACAGCCUGGUGUGCUUACGACGCACCGGGUGUUCCCUGAGCAUGCUUUGAUCAAGGCACCUGAGUACAUGUCAGACCAAGAGGCUAGUACUCUCACAAUCGCAGGUGUCACCGCAUGGAUGAGUAUCAACGGGAUGCGUCCGCUUGGCCAGAGUGGUGGUAGGGAUGAAUACAUCCUGCUACAAGGUACGGGAGGAGUCAGUAUUGCGGGAUUGCAGCUUGCGAAGGCAUCCGGCGCAAAAGUGAUCAUUACUUCCUCCUCUGACGACAAACUGGCCAAAGCCAAAGCUCUCGGCGCAGACUUCACCAUCAACUACCGCAAAACCCCCGACUGGGAAAAGGAAGUCAUGAAAGUCACAAACGGCCACGGCGCAGACAUCAUCCUCGAAGUCGGCGGUUCCAAAACCCUCAGCAAGAGCUUUAACUGUGCCGCAUACAACGGCUUGAUCAACUGCAUUGGGUACACUUCCGGCAAGGCGCAAGCUGGUGGCGACCAGCCGAAUGUGAAUAUCCUCGCCAUAAGCAAGGUGCUUACUUUGAAGGGUAUUAUUGUUGGGUCUACGGAUCGGUUUGAGGAGAUGGUGAGGUUUGUUGAGAAGCAUGAGAUCCAUCCUGUUAUCUGUAAGACUUUCUCGUUUGAGGAAGCGAAGGAUGCUCUGAAGUAUUUGGAGAGUGGAUCGCAUUUUGGGAAGGUUGUUAUUCAGGUAUCGAGUUAA
Aspergillus chevalieri is the source of this 1065-nucleotide messenger RNA. Its product is annotated as zinc-dependent alcohol dehydrogenase family protein. Bases 1 to 1065 code for a protein of 354 amino acids. Gene Ontology annotation, molecular function: oxidoreductase activity. The transcript is spliced from 3 exons. NCBI's taxonomy places the organism in Eukaryota, Fungi, Ascomycota, Eurotiomycetes, Eurotiales, Aspergillaceae. The record is from RefSeq and is a predicted model, not a curated record.